Molecule: messenger RNA, 10890 nt
Organism: Trichobilharzia regenti
Lineage: Eukaryota; Metazoa; Platyhelminthes; Trematoda; Strigeidida; Schistosomatidae
Source: the annotation of a GenBank genome assembly
AUGCCAGGAGAUAUUGGGCGCAUUCCUAUUAUCUCCCUCAGUGGAUGUAAAUAUUUGACCGAUAUUAUAAAUGAGCUUCCUAUUCCCAAAUCAACUAAUUUGCCUAUAAGAUGCCAUACUCUCUUAAAUGACCAGAAGGUUGCCCAAGAAGCUUACAGGUGUAUUAACUGUAAGAAUGAGGCACUCGUUGAUGCACUUAUAAAGGGCUUGAGCAGUGUAAAUAAUGAUGUACAAUUUAAAGAUAAGUCCAUUGACCGGGCUGUUGACCCUCUUACGUCUCCCUUACUGCUACGAGCCGUAUUAGACAAGAAUUCAGAUGUUUUUUCUGGUCAGACAAAUCGAAAUGUUCCCUGUCAGCCUGAAGAUCCCUUAAGCAGUAUUCAUCUGGUAUCCAGCGAAUUUUCUGGUGAUGGGGUUAAGUCAAAGGAUAAACCGAAGCUUAAAAAGUCUAAGAAUGAAGGGAUUACGUACAACGCUGUUCGUGUUGCCCCGCUAAAAAUUUCUAUCAAGAAAACUAGUACGGUGAAAACAAACAAGAGUAAAAAGCGGAGUAAAUCGUCAAAGGAUGUUCCAUCUAUUUCUGACGAAAGUUCUUCGGGAAAAACAGAAACAUCCUUUGUGCAAAUAGAUUCUAAAGUCAGCAGCUCUCAUGAUCUUUGUGAUGAAUUAUCAAAGCAAACAUUAGCUGAUACUAUCAGCUUAAAAAAGAAGUCUCCUCAUCCUGGCGAUCCACAGGUAUCUGAAGAUUCUCCUCCAGCUUUUGAGAACUCGCCGAAAUUUCCUUCAGCGGCUUCAGUUUCUCUAGAAUCCAUGCUGAACCCUGUGAUUAAUCAAGUCCAUUCUGAACUAUCAGCAUCAUCAAAUAAUUCAAAUGAUGGCACAUCAAAAGUGAAUACCAGUGAGACAGUUCAUAUGUCUCCUUCUCCUUGUAAAACUAAUCAACUAAACGUGGAGCACCCCACUUCUCCUAAGACAGGUGAUCAUGGUUCUGGGGCGUUGGGUUGUGAUACUAAUCCAGUCCAAACUCGGCGGAUACCUGAUCCAGCUCUGUCUCAAAUAUUCCAUUCAGUUGCUCUCUUUCAUCCCUAUCAGCCUACAUGUGAACCAGACAAGGGAGUAGAUAGCCAAGGUGGUGGUCUCUUUGAUGACUGGGUCGACACACCAAAACUUGCUGAGUCCCCUUCUAUUCCUGCUCUUACAAUACCAAACAAAUGUGCUUCCUCCGGAUGUUUCUCUGUGACUCCUGUUUCAUCUGUAUCAACAGGGGUGAAAGAAAUGUUAUCUGUAGGUGCUAGUAAUGAAUUAGCGACAGGUCUUUCUCGCAGUCCUCAGUCUGUGCUUUCAAACUGCUCAUAUCCAACGACGCCCGGUGGAAAUAUUAUGGCAUCAUUUCACAGUACUACCUCUGUUACAAGUGUACCGGCAUUAUCAACUGCUUCAUCUCUUUCUCUUUGUAAAGGUGGUUACUCACAAGUUACGACACCGUCAUCAACUAGGCUAUUUGAUACAGUGGAUGAGACUUUGACAACAAACUUAACUACUUGUAAUGCUUUAGAUGAACAAGUGAAUAGUACUCCGCAUGGCCUUGCUGCAUAUUUACCACGUUGUAAUAACCAGCGACCAACACAGGCAUCUGUCUUUACGAAUGAUGAUGUGCCGGUGACUUCUGCGAAUUCAGUGUCCCCCAGAUCAGCACUUUCUCCAAGUGCUGAAUGUACUGAUCUUAGUUCUGUCAGUCCUCUAGAAGUACGUACUCCAGGUUCGUCAAAAAUGGGUGGUUCUGUGAUUGGUGAUCAAGUGACUUCGUGUUCAAAACCAAAACCGAAUAUUCGUGGUCGAUUUUCGGCUGGAAAACCCAGAGGAGGAGGUCGUCGUAGGAGAACUGAACUGGAAGAACUAAAGAGAUGGAGUGUCAUAGAUCAUGCAAAUCCUGGUUCGGAAUCAAAAAUUUCUGAUCUCUGUGAAGUUCGUGAUUCACCCCACAAUUCUGCAGUUAGUCGGGAUCAAACGUCACUGAUUGCAUCGGAACCUACAGUACAGCCUGUUACCUCCAAAGAAGACGCUUCACAACUGAAUUCGCUGGAUGUGUGCAAUCAGUAUGGUGGAUUUACAGAAGCUCUAGUAGAACGCGUAAAACGAAGAAGGCAACAGCGGGAAAUGAAACUGAAAUGCUGUAAAGUAUCUCCAUACAAGGAAACACUUCGAAGCUCUCGUGAAGUUUCACCCCUAUCUACUCCAUCCCCUGGGCAAAACAGAAUUAAGGCAAUGUCGCAUCCUAGAAAGCAUAAGUCUGCUAGCUUUUCGAGACGAGAAAGCAGAAAAGGAAACCAACGUACCGCAUAUAAAACGGAACUUGAAAUUCAUGAAAAAGAAGUCUGCAUUGACAUUGCAACAAGCAACAGCAAUAAGCAAAUUCACUUGACGGAUAGCGAUUGCUCUUCAUCUCCUGCCAGUACAGUUUUAUCCUCUGGCCCAUCUCACUCACCGUAUAUGAGCAGUUUACCGCCUAUAGACAGUGUGCAACCUAGUCCUCCUGUACUAUCAUAUCAGAAAAUUGACUCACCUAACAACUGUCGCUCACACGAAUUAUCAGUAUAUGAUCGUCCCUCAGAAUCCAUUGUUCAAAUAUGUGACUUGAAAAGUUCAAACUUGGAGUCUGUUCCUAACCUUAGUGUUACAUUGGAAGGCAAUGAACCAACUUCUCAUUUAGAUAACCAGAACUCUGACUUCUCAGAUGCAAAGCGAAAUCAUGCUAAACCACAAUGGAAGGAUACGAAGUGGCCUGCGGGGAAUAAUUAUGGAGAAUCAGUCAGUGUACAGUCUUACAGAUCUCAUUCAAGUAAAGAAUGUUUUGGGCAAUCGAGGGAUUCAUCUCCACACCCACCACCUCUUUUACCUUUAAGUCGUCAUUCUCCCAGUUUAUUUCAUAAACCACUGUCUGUAGACGUAUCGGGUGAUAAAUCUCAAGAAAAUAUUGAGUUCAAAAUUGGAGAUAAUCACUCACCACUAACUUGUGCUGUUUAUUCUCCAAGUAUGAGUUUAAAAACAAGCAAAACAUGUGUCAAUUCACCUUCUGGACAGUCGUUUAACAACCUUACUGUCGACGUCACCUCAAAUUCACAUAACUGUUCAUCCGAACCAAGUUAUAAUCCAAAUAGAACUCCUAAUAGUCGUCAUACACCAAUGAAUUUUAACUCUUGCAGACAGGAUGAUAUUCGAUCAUCUCAAGUGACGGAUUGUAGUGAACACAAGCUCUCUGAUACGAGUGAGUCUAGCAGUAGUAGUGUUACAAGUUCAUCCCCGAGAGUGUUUUCAGGAAUAGAUGCGGCGUCGGGUUCUGGUCACAGGUGCCGUACACCCAGCACUAUAGCUUACACCCAUAGUUCUGCUAUGGAAGAUAAUGAUGAAGAUUUUCCUACCGUUAACUCAUGCCGCCGACAUGAUGUUAAUGCAGAUUGCGAUUCGAAUUCUGACUCAUCGGAAAUCAAAUCUUGUUCUGGAUCAACGGAACCCGAUGCAUUGAAGACAGAUGACUUCCGAUCUUAUUCAUUGUCUUCAUUAUCUUCUAUUACUGAUGAAGUGAGCAACUUUUCUUCCGAUGAACAUGAAGUUGAAAAUUCUCGUCUGUCAGACUUCUCUUCUUCGACUGUCCUUCAUCAAUUUACAAGCCGCCUGAGCAAAAUACUGCGACGAGUCGAAGAACUUGAUUUACUUCAGCUAGCAGCUGUUGUUCAAAACAAACUUGGAGCUACCUACAAGAAAAAUUCUGAUCAGGAAGAUAGCGAUAAUUCAAGUACACGAAAUAAUAUCUCUUCCAUGUUACCUGACUCAGCGCGUCUUACCAAACAAGAAAUAAUAUCAUUGUGCUCAGAUUCAGCUAAAAUUCGAUCGGCUGGAUCAAUGUCAACUAUACCGACUGGUCGUUUGGUUAGGUUCCUAACCUUACUUUUAGUCAACAUGCAGGAAGCUACUUCUGUUUCUCCGAGUAUUUCAGGUCUAAUUGAUGCUCAUCGAGAUGCCAAGAAACGAUAUAAGCAUCAUCGAGAACAAAGUGCUCUCGGCAGUAAAUCAUUGGUUAAGAAUGGGUAUUUCACUGAAGCACUUUUAUGGUCCGAUUCAGAAUGGAUGUCAUCCCUCAUUGGUUUAGACUGCGCUCGCACAGCUUUAAAUAUUAUUGUUGGACCAGAUAUGCCACGACCUUUGCUUAUGGAGGAUUUAAUUGAAGGUAUUGUAUCUGUUGUACGGCAUCAGUUGGAUUGCUUGAUUCAUAAUAUUAUAAGGGUUACUACUCGUGCUCCGCGCUCCAGUGGUUUCUCUUUGUCCUCAAGUUUCUCAGCACUGGGUUAUGUUGGCUAUCGUGUGACACAAAUCAUAAUCUUAUUAGUGAAUCUCAUGCGACUGCAGCCUAAUCGCUUCACAGACAAUUUGGUAAUCAAUCUAACUUCCCUCGCUAUGGCUAUUCCUUCAUAUUCGCUAACGUCGGGAACUAGUAUAACAAACGAAUGGAAACGUUUUCUUUUGUCUCCACAGACGUCAUUCAAUUUGGUCAGUUAUGCAGGAGACUCAGAAUCCAUGGAUGCAUCAGAAAAAGCUCUUAACACUCUAUUUCUUGUUAGUUGGCCUGAACACUUACAACGCGGAAGUCUAGCACUUAUAAGCAGUUUGUAUACAGAAGUGAGCGUUGACGAUGAAAAGGGUUCAUCUUCGUCUGACAGGCGAAUAGCUAAGACUUUCCGGUUGCUGUCAUCCUCUUAUUUUUACGAACAGUAUUAUGGAUCCAAAUCAAAAACUGUCGAAUCUGAUUCAACUCGAGUUGAAACUCCUCAGUAUUUGUACAUUCAUACAUUAAGUGCUCUCUUCCUUUGUAUAACGCAAAGCUUAAUUCAUACGCCGAAUUUUUCAUUUCCUGCAAGCAAUGGAUCCAAUACAUCUGGUCGUAAGUUUUCGUCAUCUGCUGUAUCUACUCCAACACAAAGUUCACUGGUUUCUGAGGCUAUUACGGUUGAUAAUGCUCAAUUUAGUAAGGAUGAGAAGCACGUAUUGAAUAGUUACAGUACAGCUGUACGACAUGCACAUUAUCUUAUGUCUGGUUUAUUCAAGAGGGUUAGCAUAAAAGCUGAAUAUGACAUACGAUCUGUGUUGGAAACUGUUACGAAUGACUUGUUAAACGUCACUUUUCAUGCACCUGUUGAGUGGCCAGCAUCUGUUGUUCUCCUUAGUGUACUGAGUAAUUUUUUGAUUCAACAAUUUAGUCAAACUAAUUCGAGUUCUACAAGUUCAAAUACAUCCUCUUCUCGUUCACGCAAUGUUGAAUUAUGCAAUAGGCUUCUAGCUGUGGAUACUCUUGCCGCAUUAGUUGUUGGUCUAAAAGAAAAAGCUAAAACGUACAACUUGGACUUGUCAUCAACAACAUCAGCUUUCCAACACAAAAACUUUUCUAAAUUAGAAGAAGCGAAAGAUGAAGGUGUUGGCGAAAACAAGCAUCAAGCCUGUUUGAUUGGUUUGUUAUCAUCACCAAUUCCAGUGGUGCAUCAUUGGUAUCUUUCAUUUUAUGAUAUCCUCCAAAUAACUAAUAAAAGUGGCAACUCAGAUUUAGCGGAAGUCUGUGAGAAGUUAAAUCUUGGUCAAGGUAUGAUGUGCUUUCCUGAACUGUGUUCAAAAUAUUGUGAUUUUCUUGUAGUGACUGCUCACAGAUUUCACCUCGCUGCCUGGUUGCAUAAUUGCAGCAGAGGCGCUUCAACUACAACCAGUUUAGAUGUUCACACGGGAAACAUAAAAGAGAAUUCAAAUAUUUCAGUAAAAAGUAAACCUAAUACAGAAAAAGUUCGACAUCAAUUAUUGGCUGAGCUCGCUUUAACUCAUUCGUACUCAUCAGUAUUCACACCUGGAUUUUCCUAUGCUAAACAGAACUUAUCUUCGAUUAGUGCAACUUGUACGGCAUGUCCACACUCAUCACAACAUUCAUUUUCACGCGGCCGUGCAAAUUGCAUAUGCUGUUCAUGUAUGGGAUGGGGAGGUUCGUUUUUAGCUCAGUCCAUGUCAUCUCAACGUUUUAUUGCAUAUGCUCAUGCACCAAGGCUAUGUAGUAAUAUUCGAAUUCGUUUGGCUGCCCAUGCUCACAUCUCCGCAGUUUAUAUUCUUCGUGCUCAUUCAGUUCUACCUAAUUUCGAUGUGCUUUAUGGUUUUAUUUGUAAAUUGGCGAGGGAUACCUUAGUUCCUAUGCGAUCUAAAGCACUACGCUGUCUUGCUUCUGUCAUCGAUGCUGAUCCUAAACUGAUGUGCAUAACCAAGGACUCCAAAGAUAACAGAGGCAAAUCUAGUAUUUCAUCGAAUCCAAUUUUUGAUAUCCCAGAUAUUGUUCGCUCACGUUUACUAGACAAUUCAACCGCUGUCCGUGAAGCUGCUGUUGAUCUGAUCAGUCGAUUUUUAACACUGCGUCCACAAUUUCUACCAGAAUAUUAUUCUAUAAUUGUGGAACGCAUUUUAGACAAAGGCGUCAGCGUACGCAAGCGAGUUAUUCGAUGUUUUCGGGACUUAUUGCUUAACGAUUGGAAUAAAUUUAUGGACUCAUCAAAUUCAAAUCCUAAUCGACGCAGCUUUACCUUAAUCGGAAAUCAAAUCUGCACAGAUAUGUGUCUGAAACUGAUUCGUCGUCUGCAUGAUGAAGUCAAUAUUCGAAAAAUGGUUUUAGAAGUUUUCCAUGAAUUAUGGCUAACACCUAUAUCCAAGUCUCACGCUCGUUUCUCAAAAGUCCUCGAUCGACGAAUAAUAAGUUUAGCUUCAGUAACUAUAACACUUAGACCAAACAAUUUUGACCUGCUAGGUAGUCUUGUUGUUCAAAAUACAUCUACAGACGACUCACAUACUACUGGGAGUCAGUUUGAUGCAGCUUGUAAGCAGAUUAUUGGGCGCCUCAUUGUUUUAAUUAAACGACGUAUUGGUUCCUUGUUGGUCCCAAGCUCUAAGCAGACUGUAAAACAGAGUGAAAGUGCAGAGUCUCAAAAAUUGUCACAAUCAAGUUCAAUUUUAUCUGAUAUUCAUGGUCUAAUGGCAUGUUUGCAUUUGGUCGGCUACAGCAAACCUAACCUUGUUCGACCUCAUGUUGGAUUUUUAAUGGAUCUUCUGCAUAAAAUAUGUCUAUCCGUCCCUCUACCACUGACCAAUACCGAACAGACAACUAAUCAAACGCAACCGGCUAAUACUCAGUGCCUUUAUCAUCUGAUCAAUGUAAUAGAAAUUGUACUGACUAAAAUAGCGAGCGAUUUAAAUGAGUCGGAUAGUCCUCCUAUGGAGGAAGCUAUGUUCGCUGGUGUAUCGCGUACUAACUUCUUUCAGUUACAAAGUGAUUUACUUCAGUUCGUUCAACGUCAUGGGCGUGUGGUAGUGGACUCAGCCUUAUCAUGCUUAGCAGUUCUUGUCAAUCAGGUUUUAAAAGAUCAAACUCAGGUCAUGUGCUGCUUUUCACAGUUCUAUAGCCUUCUUACUGAUCUUUCAUUGGAAUUACGAGAGGCUCUUUCGACAAAAAUAGGCACUUCUACGCGAAUAUCAUCCAAAUCUCGACCGUCAGUCUUACGAGCACUGUAUACUGUUGGUUUGAUGUGUAAAUACUUUACGUUAGAUUAUUCAUUCAACAGUAAUAAAAAAUUGACUGUAUCCAAUUCAAAUUUGCUGGAUGAAGUUGUAGAUACAUUGAUGCUGUUUGCGGAGUAUGCUUCUGUUCGAAUUCCUGUACAAGAAAAUCUACCGGCUCGUGGGAAUAGUAGUUCUAUGAAUGAUAAUAACAAUGACACUAGCUCUCUGCAUACAAAGUCAGAUAUGAACGAUCCAGACUUAUGCCGUAAAGCAAUUACUGGAUUGGGUUUUCUCUUGUUUCGUCAUGACCAACUUUUUUGUACUGGUUCCGUGCAAUUGUUUUUAACUAGAUUUCUAUCUACUGUUCACAGCUCCUUGACCAAUAACCAUUUAACCCAUGGGUCUUCAUUCUUCGAUAUUCAGUGCAUUAUACUGGACAAUCUAACUCAUUAUUUUUUAUCCAAAGAGCGCAAAGAAAAUGCAGAUGAUCGAAGAUGGGCUAGGCGUUCUAAAUUUGAAUGUUUAAAAGAAUUAAAUGAUCGAGAAACUGGCCUCAGCAGUGCAAUAGCUCAAACUUAUCUACCAAUUGUCCUUAAAUAUUGUGUCGUCACUCCAUCUCUUAAUGUUCGUUCUUCAGCCCUAAGUCUAAUGUCCACUAUACUGCGUCAAGGAUUAAUUCACCCAUCACAUAUUUUAUCCUCGCUGAUGUGUUUACAAACUGAUUCAGAUCCAAAUAUCCGUUUACGUGCCACAGCAUGUUUGACAGAAGCAGAACAAAAAAACCCCGGAUUCGCUGCAAUGCGUGCUGUUUCUGGUAUUCGUCUGUCAUACCAAUUACAAAUGGUUUUGCAUCCUUGUGAAUCGUCUUCACCUGUGAUUGUACGUGGAGCAAAGGAUUCAAAGAAUAAUUCUGAGGCUAAAUCUCUUUCACCAACCAACAAUUCCACAAAUACCGUCCUCUGCAUGAAUCACGCUUUAUACACCAUGCUGAGAACCAAUAGACAGCAGCGUCGGUCACUAAUUGUUAAUCUACUGUCUAUGUUUGAUGGCCAACAGGAUUCAACGGUGCAUGCUGGAGAAAAUGCAACAUCUCAAAAUCGUAUAAGCCAGUUAAUUUUUAUAGCAGACCAUUUGGCACAUUUCCCAUAUGUGGUUAUGGAUGAAGUGUACUAUGUUGCAGAUCUAAUGGAGCAAAGAAUUAGUCUUAUAGGAUCUAACAUUUUACGAUCAUUAUAUCGGAGUUUGCUACCUGCUUACCAAAGUAAACACUCAAAUCCUGAAGCUUCCGAGAUAUCGAAGCAUUCUGGAGAUCGAAAACUGGCAACUGAAACUGAUCUUAUGGAUUUUCUUGAUAAAUGUGAGGCCAACUUACCGAGGGACUAUGAUAUAAACACGUCGUUCGUAAACAUAGAUUCAAUGAAAAUUGCAGACAGUCAAAAUUCCCACAGUUCACUUGAGAAGGAAUUACAGUAUCUGUUUAAACACUGUCAAUCAGAUGGUCUGAGGGGCAAAGCGCGAUCAUCCAUGAUAUACUCAGGACCAUCUUGCUUACUGUUGAUGACCAUCCGCAGAUUCAUUCGUCAGCACUAUGGUGUUUCCUACAAUAAAUCGAAGGAUUAUUCACCAUCUGAUUCACCCAAAGUGUGGGAGAAGCCUAUUGUAUUAUCAAAGCAAUCGGAUCCAUCCGGUCAACUGAUGACCUUACCUUGCGUAAUUUAUCAGUAUGCGUGUAACCCUGGGUGGAACGACUUGUCGAAAGGGCCCCCGGACCACAUUCUUUUACGCCAUUUCCUUAUGUUGCGUCGAGAACUAAUGCUUAGUCAAGAUAAUACUCUAAAAGAAGAAGUUAUCGACAGUUCAUCUAAGUCUGUGGCUCAAACUUCUGAUAUUGAAGAAGACAUAGAAGAUGAAUACCAAACAAAAGUAAAGGGCGAAGAACGUUCAUCGGCUUUAUGUGAUUCGUUGACUACCUCCAAACAUCCGACGUCUACAUCUGAACACUGCAUUUCUCCACCAAAGCGUUAUCCCAGUAGCUCGAAUGACCAAACACAUCGAAUUUCAAACAGAUCUCAGAUUGCCAAUGUACCAAGGAAACGAAAAAUUGUGAAACGACAAUCUUCACCAUCAUCUUUGUCAUCGCUUUCAGCCUCUUCUAACGAGAUAAUCGGAGAAGUUGAGGUGAAGAAAAGUAGUAUCAAAUCUAAAGCGAAACAUUCUCUUGACUCACGACUCCAGAAUUUACCUUCGAACGCCAUCCCAAAGCAUGCAGACGUAUCACGUCGCUCCAACUACUCUACAGAUUCUGAAUCGGUUGAUAUGGAAAACAGAAAAAGCUCUCAAAGAACUGACUGUGUUCGGAGUCAUCAGUCUCGAUUGCAAUCAAGUCCGGAUUCAUCGAAUAAAACCAGUUUCCCAGGUCAACGUGUUCACUCACGUUUUGAAUCACUGGAUUCUGAUGCAAAUUCAGAUGAUACUUCCUUGGACAGCUCUCUUAUGAAAAAAAAGAAAAAUAAAGAUUUAAAUACUAAAGUUAAACAAACUAACGCUCAAAAUCUCAUCACUUCAUCGAAAAAGCAAUCUAUAUCUCAGGGGCAUUCUCAAAAUCUUGUAAAAACGAAAAAUCUUGAGUGCCGAGAAAUGGAAGUCACUAGCCAAUCUAAAUCAGUUUCUCAUCAAAGUUAUCGUCAUGCAACAAGUUCAAAGCAGUCCACUUGUCCAACUCGUACUCUUGCUCCACUACCAUCUGCUAUGAUGAACAGUACAAGUGUAUCACGACCAGGGAAACAUUCCUUUAUAAACAAACCAGCCAAACAUAAUUCUAAACAAUCUGAAUUCGUCAGUAAACAUGACUCCAAAAACACCUCCCAACAGCAUCCAAUCGAUAGUGCUAAUCACUGUGCUCUGCAGGAGAAAAGCUCGAAAAAUAAAUUCCCAUCUCGCAAAAUUACCCAUUCAAUGGGAAAUCGAACUCACAUACAACCAUCAGAUGAGCAACGAAUAGUGAAUAAAAAAAUGGCUGAAUGUUUGAGUUCUAAAACGCGCCAAGCUGAUGCAUCUGUUAAACUUACUUCUCAUAAAAAAAUUCGAAAGGCUAAAACAUUAUCCGAUUCUGAAAAAAGUGAUGAACAACUAUCUGAAACUAGUGUAUCCUCUGUUUCAUCGACAUCUACAUCUCUAUCAUCAUCGUCAUCGUCAUCAUCGACAACAACAUCCGAGGAUAGUCUUUCCACUUCAUCCUCGUCUUCCCCUUCAUCAUCAUCAUCGUCAUCCUCAAUUCCUCAACCUCAGUUGAAACAGAAGAAGAAGAAACUCAGUUGA